Juglans regia (Persian walnut) is the source of this 779-nucleotide messenger RNA. RefSeq lists its product as uncharacterized. The transcript has 2 exons. The record is from RefSeq and is a predicted model, not a curated record. The coding region runs from base 396 to 779 and encodes 127 amino acids. NCBI's taxonomy places the organism in Eukaryota, Viridiplantae, Streptophyta, Magnoliopsida, Fagales, Juglandaceae.
CAUCCAACCCUCGCCUAGCCGGGACAAGGGCCUCCGUCUGCACACAUUUGGGCACGAGGAACCGCAGAUCGAGCUUCCCUCUCAAGAAGAGGCAAGGGAAAGGGAGCCUACUCCUAGCUUCGUUCCCCCAACCAUCUCUAGUGCUGAAACUCCUGUGCUCCCUAACACCCUGGAGUCAAGUAGGGGUUGGGUCUCAAUUCCCUCUUUGUUGUUUAGUGCCUCUUUGGGAGAGGGGGCGAGGAGGGGCCUUCUUCACCCAUCAUUGUUGAGGGCAUGGUGUUAUCCCUCCUUGUUCGAGAAGACAAGUAGGGAACGAACUCCCUCCACACCAAGAGGGUCGCCUAGGUCCGUCUUAGCCCUCAAACGCACAAGGCUCUCUGAGAAGGAACUAGGCAAUGGAUGAUUAUGUUCAUGAUAUGGGUGUGGACCAAUUGGCUGCCUGGACCGUUGACAAUUGGGCUAACUUGAAGGAUGAACUUUCCAGGCUAUGUUGCAUCUCGACAAGAGGGUUAAACCUCACAAUCAGCGGAUUAAAAGACUUGGAAUUCGAGCUAGCUGCUUCCAGCGAGAAACUUAUUCGGCUUUCCCCUCAAUUCCUAGCAACCAUGUUUGUUCGUAAUCGGGCCUUUUGUUAUGGCUAUGGCUACGGUGCUAGCUUGGAAAGGCUAAAGGCCUUCUUGCUAGUGAACCCCCAAACUGAUUUGAGGACGUUGAACCUCGAGUCCUCCAAGCCCGAUCGUGCUUCUCGUCAAUUUGUUGAUGCUUGGGAAGUGACUUGA